AUGUCAAAACUUCAUCUUCUGGUGAUAGCAUUUUCUCUGCUCGCCGCCGGCAUGGGAACACCACAUCGCCGGACAUAUCUGUAUGUCGGAGGCGACUACACCCUCAACAGCGAUGGAGAACACAUCUUCACCGACCAGAUGUACGUCGAGCGGCUUACUCCCGUCGAUGGGCCGGUUAAAGAGUAUCCGAUCGUGUUCAUCCACGGAGCCGAUCAAACAGCAACGAACUGGCUGAACAAACCUGACGGAAGUGAAGGAUGGGCGUCUUACUUUCUCUCCCAAGGCUACGAAUGCUACUUGCUCGAUCAGACAUCCCGCGGCAGGAGUCCUUGGGAUGCCCAGAACGGAAAGUUGAGGAAAUACAGUGCCGAGUUCCUGCAGAAGUACUUUACUGCCACAGAGAAAUACAACCUCUGGCCACAGGCGAGUCUCCACACCCAGUGGCCAGGAACUGGAGUUAUGGGCGAUUCCAUCUUCGAUGCGUAUUAUGCGUCGACCGUCCCUUCGCUUGCGGACAACGCUGCUCAAGAGUCUUCCAUGCAGCCUGCUGGCGCUGCAUUGUUAGACGCCAUCGGCAAGCCGGUGAUACUUGUCGCUCAUUCUCAGGGAGGAUCGAUGUCUUGGGUCAUCGCAGAUAGGAGACCGGAUCUGGUGCAUUCCAUCAUCGCGAUUGAACCAUCUGGUCCACCAUUUCAAAAUGCGGUUUUCGGGAGUGGACCGGCGCGUCCGUACGGAUUGACGGAUAUACCGAUCACUUAUUCCCCUCCGGUGACCGAUCCAGCUACGGACUUUGUUAAACAGACGAUCACAUCCAGCUCCAGUGCAAGGUCGGAUUGUAUCAUCCAGGCUGAUGACCCUCCGCCUCGGCAGCUCGUCAACCUGUCCCAAAUUCCGACAUUGGUUGUUACAACCGAAGCAUCGUACCAUGCCACGCACGACUGGUGUACUGUUCGGUUCUUGCGACAAGCCGGAGUCCCCACAGAGCACCUGCAGCUAGAGGAGAUAGGUGUUCAUGGCAACGGGCAUAUGGUGUUCCUGGAGAAGAACAGCGACCAAGUGGUCAGAGCGAUACACAAGUGGAUGGAGGGAUCCGAUGUCCUCCGCAUGGUUUAG
Messenger RNA from Aspergillus thermomutatus, 1113 nucleotides. RefSeq names its product alpha/beta hydrolase. The record is from RefSeq and is a predicted model, not a curated record. NCBI's taxonomy places the organism in Eukaryota, Fungi, Ascomycota, Eurotiomycetes, Eurotiales, Aspergillaceae. Bases 1 to 1113 code for a protein of 370 amino acids. The transcript has 2 exons.